UUGUAAGAAUGUCGAAUACGAAGCUGGGCCAUCUGAAGCUUAUCACGGGAAUCGUGAAAUUAAAUUCGCCGUUAUCGCCGAGGUUCCGAGCAAUCCUUCUUCGUAGAUUCUUCACGAAAGAUGUUGAGUCUGUGCUGAUUGUGCCGGUGGAUUUGGGCUUCAGAUGCGUCUUUGUGUAUAUCCACUCUGAUGAAACUGAGACGAAGGUGGAGGAAUCACGAGUUGUGCUUGGUAACGACAAUCAUUCACAGCUCGGUCGGAUUACAUAGCCCUUGAGCGUGGUUGUUGCAGCAAUGGGUGUUUUUCUUUUUUCAGUUCAGGGGGUAGAAUUGAACUGAUUGUUCUCUCGCAUGGGUAGGGACUUGAUAAGACAGGAAUUUCUUCGAAUUGUGAGGAAGCUUUCACCGAUCGUGGUUCGUCCCAUCGUCUGAUUGCGGAAUUGUCGAACUGGGUUAUAAGUCUGAGCAGAGGCCUCGGUGCUGGGUUUGGUGUGCGCGCGCGUGGAGGAAUUGCUGGUUUUUGUAGCCGUAGAAACUCGUUUAGUAACUAGAGUUAUUUUGAUUUGUUGGGCUACGUUGGGUUCCGAGGAGAUUGUCUUGUACCUCGAAGAGAUAUGACGAUCGGCUCCCCUUUGGUUGUAGUUGGAUCGGUGAAUGCCGACAUUUAUGUGGAGGUUGAGCGUCUACCGGCCGAGGGUGAAACCAUAGCUGCUAGAAGUGGCCAGACUCUUCCUGGUGGGAAGGGAGCCAAUCAAGCUGCUUGUGCCGCUCGUCUUUCGUACCCUACCUUCUUCUGUGGCCAGGUCGGACAGGACGCCCAUGCCAACCUGGUUAGAAAUGCACUUGUUUCUGCAGGCGUUCAUUUAGAUCAUGUAAAUACUGUUGACGCUCCAACUGGUCACGCAGUUGUGAUAUUACAGCCAGGAGGCAAAAACUCAAUUAUCAUCGUCGGAGGAGCCAAUGUCGCAUGGCCGAAGUUAGAAGAUGGAAUAAGCAGUCUAACCACCAACGCGCAGGAAUUGAUUAAACGAGCAGGUGCAGUGCUUCUGCAACGUGAGAUUCCAGACGCAGUCAAUCUUGAAGCUGCGAAGAUUGCUAAGAGUGCCGGUGUUCCUGUGAUCAUGGAUGCUGGAGGUGCAGAAGGUCCUAUUCCAGAAGAACUUCUGAAAUGUCUUACAGUGUUAAGUCCUAAUGAGACGGAGCUGGCCCGGCUAACUGAUAUGCCAACCAAUUCAGGAGAAGAAAUUUUGACGGCAGCUAAGAAGGUUUUAGAGAUGGGUGUCAAGCAAGUGCUGGUGAAGAUGGGAGAGAACGGUUCCAUGCUUGUGUCUGAGAAGGAGUCUCCAAUUCAUCAACCUGCAAUCCUGGCUCCAGUUGUAGUUGACACAACCGGUGCUGGCGACACUUUUACAGCUGCCUACGCUGUUGCUCUUAUCGAGCGUCAAACUCUUGUAGAAGCCCUUAGAUUUGCUGCUGCAUCAGCUUCUAUUUGUGUGCGCUUCAAAGGUGCAAUGCCAAGCAUGCCUGAGAGGAAGGCAGUGCUUCAGCUCUUGAAGGAGCAUCCCGUUUCUAAGUAGGUUCUGACAGCAAAGACGUGUCAGAGUGUCGUUGCUGGAGAAUAAUGUUUAGGACCACUGCAGGGCUUGACCUGUACUAGCUUACUUUCAAAUAAUGACAAACAGCUUGUUAACGUUACAAAAAAAUGUGCAUUUAGAAAAUCUUGGUUACGCUUUCUGAUUUGUAAAUCAAAGAGUGAUUUUAUUACCUCCGCUCCUUUUUCUUGCUCUGGAAGUUGUCCCGCAGGAAAUCGGUUCCAUUGAGAUGUAUUCAGUAUCAAUUUCAAGUCCGCAUAAAGAGAUGAUCUGCAAGAGCUGGGUUUAAA
This is a messenger RNA of Physcomitrium patens, 1881 nucleotides long. RefSeq names its product ribokinase. Lineage: Eukaryota; Viridiplantae; Streptophyta; Bryopsida; Funariales; Funariaceae. Gene Ontology annotation, biological process: D-ribose metabolic process. The record is from RefSeq and is a predicted model, not a curated record. Gene Ontology annotation, molecular function: ribokinase activity.